Acytostelium subglobosum LB1 is the source of this 2364-nucleotide messenger RNA. RefSeq lists its product as hypothetical. The record is from RefSeq and is a predicted model, not a curated record. Lineage: Eukaryota; Evosea; Eumycetozoa; Acytosteliales; Acytosteliaceae. The transcript has 3 exons. The coding region runs from base 1 to 2364 and encodes 787 amino acids. Gene Ontology annotation, cellular component: Ino80 complex. Gene Ontology annotation, biological process: regulation of DNA-templated transcription; double-strand break repair.
AUGGAAAGCAAGGUCAUUGUAAUCAAUCAUGGCGCACAUAGUUUGAAGCUUGGAUUGGCAUCGGACAACAUACCAAAGAUCAUUCCAAACUACAUUGCCAGGAGGAUCAAACCAAGUGUCACUCAACUGAAACAGCAGCAACAACUACUACAACAACAACAACAUAAUGUACAGAAAGUGCAACAACAUCAACAACAACAAGAUCAGAGACCGACAACAACAGAGGAAGUGAAGAAUGAACAAUCAUCAUCAAUGACAUCAGAUAUAACAAAAGACCCAACUGAUAUGUUGGUCAACAAACCAAUCAAUGGUGAUCAACCUCUCGAAUCAUCAAAUCCCGACAUCACUCAAUCAAUCAAGUCCGAGGCUACAUCAGUUGACAUCAUCAAUUCGGAUGGAUCCUCCACUACUGGCACUCAAUCAACAUCAACAGAAAACGAUACCAACUCAACAUCAACAUCGACAUCAAUGGAUACAGACUCCAAGCCACAUCAAGAAGAUACAAAGAUAAGCGAGAUGGCGAAGCCUGUUGAGGACGCCCCACCACAAACACUAUCACAGCCACAACCACAGCCAAGCACUGUUGAGAGCGAACCAAUGAACUUGGAUGUUGGCGGUGGCACCAAUGACAACGAUCAAUCAAUGCUACUUGAUGUGGACGACUCUUCUGCAGUAUCUACCAAUGCUCAUUCAUUGCUUUCACCAGCUGAUGUGGGCACGAUCAAUGGUACAGAUCAACAAGCCAGCAGUGCGUCUGCGGCCAUCGAGCUGACUGGCAUCACUCCAGCACUCUCUGACGAUAUCCUUCGUCUCAAGAUCAGCUCAAUCAAAGAUAUACAACAGACCAUGAAGGAUGCGGCCAAGUCACUGCCGCUGAUCAACAAGGAUGUGGUGGUCAAUGCCAAGUUACCAAAGCAGGCAACAAUAUAUAAUGAGUCUAACUCGAUAGCGAUAGAGACCGACACGACGGGCAAGAAGAGGAAGAAGAAGAGGAAGACUAUGACUGCGACGGGCAGCACCAACAACGAUCAGGUGGCGCCCGAGCCCAAGCGUGGCGCAUCCAGUGCUCAGUCCCUCCUGGAGGGCGUCCAGGCAAUCGAUCUGGAACAGGUCGACUACUGUAUUGGCGAUGAUGCCAUUCGUGCAAGCAAGGACACCGAACACUGGGUAUGCUACCAACCCCUUAUCGCGGCCACACUAUUCAACGUCACCAAGAACAAGUCACUUCGACACCUGCUCGACGACCUUGUCCAAAUGUGGAAGUUCGCCAUCCAACGUUAUCUCAACAUCUCGCCUCAAGAGCUCAACUCAUAUGGAUGUGUCUUUGUUGUUCCAGACAUAUUGGACAGGAGAGAGCUCAAGGAGGUGACGAACUUGCUGCUGAGGGAGAUGCCAUUCACCAGUGCAUUGCUGUAUCAAGAGUCGGUAUGCUCGAUCUUUGGCGCAUCAGUGGGCACAGCAUGUGUCGUGGACAUUGGCCACAAGUCAGUGACAAUAUCAUGUGUGGACGAAGGCUAUUUGAUACCGCAAUCACGUAUCCAUUUGAAGUAUGGCGGUGAGAGUAUCACCAGGCUGUUGGCAUACCUCCUAUACCAGGCGGACCAAACAGACACUCAUCCGCCGGUCCACAAGUAUCACUUCCCCGUACCCUACUGCGACCUUGACUUGGCCUACUACUUCAACCAAAUGGAGACCAUAAAGAAUGAGAAUGCCAACUUGUACUUGAAUGAUGAAGGCAGGAUCAGACAUUCAACGCUGGGCGUGAAGGAAACACCGCCACAGGCAACAAGCCAGACAACAGUGAGAUACUCGUUCAAUGGAGAUGAGGCGUAUAAGGUGGCCACAAUGUCAUUAUUCCACCCGAAUAGUUUAAAGCCAUUCCGCGCAGACAUUUCUCCUCUGACAGACUAUGAGGAGUUGUUUGAUGACUCCAAACAACAGGAGGCAGCAGGCGGCGAGAGGAAUCUGGUCUUGCCACUGGACGUGGCCAUACACAAAUCAAUCAAGCAAUCAGUCGAUCGUUCGGACUUUAGGAAGAAGUACUACAACAACAUAUUGGUCGUUGGAGGUGGUGCACUGAUCGCUGGUCUGGAGGAUAUGUUGAAGCUCAGGCUACAAUCGCCACAAGAAGAUACCAGCUCAUCUUCAUCAUCAGCAACGACAACGACGACUACCACCGCACCACCAACAACAACAGCAGCUUAUACACAGAAUGUACGACAGGACAUGGAUGUUAGGAAUAUGAGCUGGAAGGGUGGUGCCAUCCUUGGAUGUUUGGAGAGCUCCAAAGAGAUCUGGAUCACAAGGAGUGAGUGGAAGGAGGGCAUGAACUCAAGCAUCAUUAAAGAUAAGUUGAGCUUUUAA